AAACAUCAGCAAUGGCGGCGGUGACGGCAGUUGUGGGAUCCUGGGGGAGGCCGCGGUCCUGAGGCACCGUCAAGGCCGCCGCAGUUUCCAACGAAAAAACCAGGUUAGAGGGCCGACCAGCCCGGCACCUUUUCUUUGGGCGCAAGCAUCUCUCAGACAGCUCUUCCUGGAAAAAGCGUCACUCGGACGAGUCUACUCGUAGCCGAGCUGGAAGCAUUUCCACUCUGUCUGAGCCAAGCCUGGGAAGAGAAGCUGUUGCUGCCACCGCCCCAGGGCCAAAUUCUGUUUUUUAGCUCGGGGUUAAAAGACUCCACCGCGCUCUCCACCCACCCCCCAAGAUCCAACUGGGAAUUUAGAUUCUCUCUCCGCUCGCGCCUUUCCCCUGGCUGUAUCCACGCGGAAAUUAGGCAGCGUAGCCAGUCGACCGGAACUGGAGGUUCCUUAGUGCUUUUCCUUCCCAGUUGGACUCAGAAGAUCCCAUUGCAAAAGAUAUUGAUUUCUCUGCUACCUGAAACUGAGAAGAUUCUCAGCAGGGGGGAGGAAGGAAAGGAGGCAUCUACAUCUGUAUCAAGACGAGAGGUCGGGAUUAAGGGAAGCCAAAUGAAUAUGGCCAAGCAAACAGGCUAGGAUAAGCACUGGGUUAAUCCCGGGAUGAAACCUCGAAUUGUCACCUCAGCCUUUCCUGUGCAGGAAGGAGAUACCUAGAGUCACAGAUGUUAAAGGCAUUGAGUACUGAGAUGUUAAAGGCACAGAUGUUAAAGGCAUUGGUACUGAGGAAAUCCUGUCAUUCAGAAACUGAAUAUAAGAAAUAGACUUCCAUAUGCAAUGGAUACUGACCUCAGCUCCCAGGACAGGAAGGACUUGGACAAGUUCAUAAAAUUUUUUGCUUUGAAGACUGUACAGGUGAUUGUGCAGGCCCGACUUGGAGAAAAAAUCUGCACUCGCUCAUCCUCCUCACCAACAGGAUCUGACUGGUUCAACUUGGCAAUCAAAGACAUACCAGAAGUUACUCAUGAAGCAAAAAAAGCUUUGGCAGGGCAGCUGCCGGCUGUUGGACGGUCAAUGUGUGUGGAAAUCUCCCUUAAAACCUCUGAGGGAGAUUCCAUGGAGCUGGAAAUCUGGUGUUUAGAAAUGAAUGAAAAAUGUGAUAAAGAAACCAAAGUUUCCUACACUGUGUAUAAUAGGCUGUCUCUACUGCUGAAAUCUUUGCUUGCUAUAACAAGGGUGACACCAGCCUACAGACUCUCAAGAAAACAAGGUCAUGAAUAUGUCAUAUUGUACAGGGUAUACUUUGGAGAAGUACAACUGAAUGGCUUGGGAGAAGGAUUUCAGACAGUCCGAGUUGGGACAGUUGGUACUCCACUAGGCACAAUCACUUUGUCAUGUGCCUACAGAAUCAACCUAGCAUUCAUGUCUACCAGACAGUUUGAGAGGACCCCACCUAUCAUGGGGAUUAUCAUUGAUCACUUUGUGGACCGUCCCUAUCCCAGCUCCUCACCCAUGCAUCCCUGCAAUUACAGAACAACAGGUGAAGAAAAUGCAAUGGCAUAUCCAUCAGUGGAAGAUUCUCAAGAAGUAUGCACAACCUCUUUCUCUACUUCUCCACCAUCUCAGUGUAUAUUUACUGUCACUAAAGCACAUUUUCAGACCCCUCCUCCUGUGGUGAUGGAUACCUUGAAGGGCCCUAUGAUGGGGCUGGCCUUUUCACAUCAACUCUCCAGCUCUCGUCUUUCUUAUCAGCCUGCAGCCUUGGGAGUUGGAUCAGCUGACUUGGGCUACCCAGUAGUCUUUGCUGGCGGCUUGAGUGCUACACAUCCUCAUCAGUUGGUAGUUCCAGGAAAGGAGGGAGGAGUACCCAUGAUUCCUAGCCAACCGAUGCAUGGCACCCAGGCUGACCAGGAGAAGAUAAUAACAUGCACCCCACUGGAUGGAGGCCACUACUCUGCAGUUACUCCAUCUAGUAGCGAGGACCCAGAAACAGUAUCUAACAGCAGCGAAGGAAAGAGCGGGUCUCCACGCGAUGCCUUGGAAACCUUCUUUGUUCGGAAGGUGGGAGCCUUUGUCAACAAGCCCAUCAGUCAGGUGACAAUGGCCAGUUUGGACAUUCCUUUUGCGAUGUUUGCUCCCAAGAGCUUUGACCUAGAAGAUAACGAUCCCAUGGUAAAUCCACCUGAUUCUCCAGACACGGAGUCUCCUCUCCAAGGCAGCCUACACUCAGUUGGUUCCAGUGGCAGCAGCAGUGGGAAUAUCCAUGAUGAUUUUGUUAUGAUAGAUUUUAAACCAGCAUUUUCUAAAGAUGACAUCAUCCCAAUGGACCUAGGGACUUUCUAUCGUGAAUUUCAGAAUCCCCCUCAACUCAGCAGCCUGUCCAUUGACAUUGGAGCUCAAUCCAUGGCAGAAGACCUGGACUCACUGCCAGAGAAAUUGGCUGUCCAUGAGAGAAAUGUCAAAGAAUUUGAUGCCUUUGUAGAAACCUUACAGUGAAAUUGAACCAACCUAGAGCAGCAUCAGACUUCCUCUUGGGCACUCUGGAAAAGCGAGCCUAUACGUUUUGCAUCUGCCUCUCUUUCUUCAGUGUCCUGUUACGUUGCACCAACCACUUCAUUUGUUUGCUGUGCUCUGUCCGAUGCAGGAACUAAUGUGCAUCACUUUGAAUUGACCUUGUGAUUAAUUCAUUUUCCUUCCUGUUACAAUUGGCAUCUGUAGCAGUACUGUAAGGAACAAAACGGUCAAACACUUUUGCCUUCUAUUAUCUCAUCUGUGAUGAUUGUCUACUGCUUCUGCCUCCAUCAACUGUUGUCCCUUUUCACUUAAUUCAGUAGUACCAUCAGUUGAAAGGAACAAAACAAACCGAACUAUCUAUGCUACACUGAGUCUAAACACUAGCACUGCAGAAUUUGCCUAUUUUCAGUGAGUGUGUUUCAUAUACUACUACAAGGGAUAAUAUUCACUUUUAAGGCUCUAAAAAUGGAAACAAAGUGUUGCACAUCUGCAUGCACAGAUUAGAAGUGAAGGGCACGGUUCUUUCCAUGCUGCAGAGUUGGGAAGUAAUCCAUUAAGAGCAGAAAAAAGUGCUUUACAUACAUUCUUCCAGCAACAGAGUCAAAAACAAUGCCUGCCUAAGGCUAGACAAAAAGUCUUGUUGCUUUUGAAGAAGGUUCAUAGGGUCUCUUACAGUGAUAAUUGUAAAUAUAUGUUAGUAAUCCUAAUUCUUUAGGAUUACUUAAUUAGGGAUCUUUAGUCCAAAGUUUUUCCAAAUGCUGCUGCUCUACGAUAAGAGAAAUAUUUAUUAUUCUAAAGGAAAACUAUAUUUAAAGAAAAAUUGUAUGUGAUGUUUUCACUUCGUUAUGUAGCCAUAGGCUGCUGUGUUCCUUGUCACUGCAAAAGUGCUGUGCUAAGCAGCCCUGCAAAGAAUGAGGGCAUCUUCCUUCCCCUCAAUUUUUGCAGGGUAAAUCAGAACACUUUUUUUUUUCAGACAUGCUAUGCUGAGAAAUUUAUCUUUCCCAGAGACUGACUUGAUCUUCAUUCUGCCCUCUUGGGGUCUAGAAAUGUCAUAAUUAAGAUACGUGCUCUGGUGUAGUGAAUUUGCCGAGUUCUAAAAAACUGAGCUCUUGUCAUAUUUGUAAAAUAAACUUAAUGUAAUCUGUGA
Candoia aspera is the source of this 3649-nucleotide messenger RNA. RefSeq names its product autophagy related 13 (gene ATG13). The record is from RefSeq and is a predicted model, not a curated record. Lineage: Eukaryota; Metazoa; Chordata; Lepidosauria; Squamata; Candoiidae. The transcript has 19 exons. Gene Ontology annotation, cellular component: Atg1/ULK1 kinase complex; phagophore assembly site; cytosol. Bases 826 to 2484 code for a protein of 552 amino acids. Gene Ontology annotation, biological process: autophagosome assembly; protein localization to phagophore assembly site; piecemeal microautophagy of the nucleus.